GUAAAAGUUUAAUAGCCAUCUACUACGUAAAUUUGGCGGAGCUUCCAAACUAGCGUAUACGACCGUGGUUGUAACAUAAACGAUAUAUUUUAAAUACUUAAAAUAUUAUAUUAGUUAACACUAGUUAACACGGUUCAGAUAUAAAAUUCAUUCAUACAAAUGUUUGAAAAUAAAGGACGUGAAAAAAAUUGAACCAAGAGGAUAGAAGAGGAAAAGAAAGAAUAGAAAAUAUAACCUCAAAAAUAACGUUGAAAUAUUUCCACUUAAAUAACUGGAAUAAGCUGUACCUGUAUAAGAAUCUUAACAUUUUAGAAAAAAUUGUAUCCGAAUCUAAGCAUGGCAGAAAAACAGAAAGUUUUAAUUUGUGGAGAUGUAAAUGGUCGUUUCAAUCUAUUAUUCUCAAAGGUAAAUGUCAUUAAUAAGAAGAGCGGGCCUUUUGACUUUCUGUUAUGCGUUGGUAAUUUCUUUGGUGAUAAUAAUAUAGAACUGGAACCGUACAAGAAUGGAAUGAAAACAAUAUCGGUACCAACUUACAUAGUUGGUCCUAAUAAGGAAACCGACAUUGAAUAUUAUCCUAAUAUGGAAGCUUGCGAAAUAUGUCAAAAUCUCACAUUCCUUGGUAAAAAAGGACUAUAUAAUUCUAGUUCAGGUCUCAAGAUAGCUUAUCUAAGUGGCAUUGAACGUCAGGGUUCAGAAUCUAGUUCGUACACCUUUGAUGAAAGUGACAUUAUGUCCAUUAGAAGUACAUGUUUAAAAGGUCAACCAAGCUACAGAGGAGUAGAUAUUCUUUUAACGUCACAGUGGCCGAAAGAUGUGACUCACUUGGAUAGUACUGAACCAAGUUUUAAGUACAAUGGCUCUAAAUUAAUUGCUUGGCUGGCUACGCAAUUAAAACCUAGAUAUCAUGUAUCGGCAUUGCAAGAAAUUCAUUAUGAGAGACCUCCGUACAGAAAUCAAAAUCAGAGUGGCGAUGGUAUAGAAAUUGCAACCAGAUUUCUAGCACUAGCUUCUGUUGGUAACCCGGACAAAAGAAAAUGGUUAUAUGCUUUGAAUUUAACACCCGUAGAUCGUGCGAGGCUAUCCGAAUUAGUUCAAAGAACAACAGAUGAAACUCCAACUCCUUAUCCGAUAUCCAUGUUAAACAGUGAACCAAGGGAUCCAAAACCGGAAGGGAAAAGCACACAGUUUUUUUAUGAUAUGGAAACCAAAGACAGUGGACGGAGACAGAAGAAUUUUGACGGGCCUAAUAAAAAGCUUAAAAUUGAAUUCGAUCAGUCAAAGUGCUGGUUCUGCUUAUCUAGUCCAAAAGUUUCCAAACAUUUGGUUAUUUCUGUUGGAACUGAAACUUAUGUUGCGCUCGCUAAGGGUGGACUAGUGGAAGAUCAUUUUCUAAUAUUGCCGAUUACUCAUCAUCAAAGUUUAUCCAUUCUGCCAGAGGGUGUUGCGGCGGAAAUGAAACUUUAUAAAGAAGCUAUAACAAAAUAUUAUGCAAGUAUGAAUAAAGUUCCUGUUUUUUUUGAGAGGAAUUAUAAGAGCUCACAUUGUCAGCUACAAGCAGUUCCCGUUCACAAAAAUCAAGCUCCUGCUUUAAAAGAGGCAUUUCAGGAAGUUGCUGAAUGCAACAGAUUUCAACUCGAUGAACUUCCAAUACAUUCGGAUUUACAGCAAAUUGUUAAACCAGGCAUGCUAUACUUUUAUGUUGAAUUGCCAAAUGGAGAAAUGUUGUAUCAUAGAAUCAAAAAAGAUUUCCCACUUCAAUUUGGGAGAGAGGUUUUAGCUAGUGACAGAAUAUUGGAUCUUAAUGAUCGGGCAGAUUGGAAAGAAUGUCUUAUGGACGAAGAAAAAGAAGCAGAAUUGGCAAAAAACAUUCGAAAAAAGUUUCAACUAUAUGACUUAGAUUAGUCAAAGAGUAUUUCUAACUAUAUAUUUAAAUACAUAAUUUUUCACAACGUUUAUACACGGAAAAUAGUUCAUUUUAAUUGUCACAAAAGUAAUGUCUGUAAAGCGUGUAAAAAUGUAAAUAUAUUUUUAUGGAAAUUGUAUAGAUCUGAAAUUACAUGUAUACAAAUA
This is a messenger RNA of Orussus abietinus, 2070 nucleotides long. RefSeq names its product CWF19-like protein 1. The record is from RefSeq and is a predicted model, not a curated record. Lineage: Eukaryota; Metazoa; Arthropoda; Insecta; Hymenoptera; Orussidae. Bases 337 to 1902 code for a protein of 521 amino acids. Gene Ontology annotation, cellular component: post-mRNA release spliceosomal complex. Gene Ontology annotation, molecular function: RNA lariat debranching enzyme activator activity. Gene Ontology annotation, biological process: mRNA splicing, via spliceosome. The transcript has 3 exons.